AUGUUGGUAAAGCAUGUUACUCGCGUUUCGCGGGUCCCAGCUAUGGGCCGCGUGAUGCGUAGCAGUGUGUCUCAAUUGCCUCAUAUUUCUGCGCGCGGGUUCUGCCGCCCUGCUAUGUACAAGCCGACUCUUCCUCCGGUGACUCGCGUUCGCAGCUUCCAUGCCGGUCGUGUUCUUUGUGAGGAAGCAGAGGAAAUGAAGGAAGAUGACACCGUGGUGGACGAGGUCGAUGUGCUCAUUGUUGGUGGUGGUCCGGCUGGUUUGAGUGCAGCGAUCAAGAUCAAGCAACUGGCUGGAGCCAAGGGUGAAGAGAUUCGCGUCGUUAUUCUUGAAAAGGGUGCUGAGGUAGGCAACCAUAUUUUGUCUGGUGCUGUGAUCCAGCCUACAGCGCUAGAUGAGCUUAUUCCAGACUGGAAGGAGAAGGGCGCGCCGCUGAACCAACCUGCCUUGGAGGACGACAUGGUGUUCUUGACCGAGAAGGGUUCUGUGCCUAUGCCGCACCCUCCGCAGAUGAACAACAAGGGCAACUACAUCGUGUCGCUGUCGCGUGUGACUGCAUGGCUUGCAGAGCAGGCGGAAGAAGCUGGUGUGGAGAUUUACCCCGGCUUUGCGGGCGCCAAGCUGAUUUGGGACGAGGCAGCUGACGGCACUAAGCGUGGUGUGAAGGGUGUUGUGACGAACGAGAUUGGUCUUAACAAAGACCGCAAGCCGAAGGACAACUACGAGCCUGGUAUGGAGUUCCGCGCUCCGAUCACGCUGUUUGCUGAGGGUGCCCAUGGCUCGCUCUCUCUGCAGGCGAUCAAAGAGCUGAAGCUGCGGGAGGCUGUGGAUGCCGAUCCGCAGACUUAUGGUAUUGGUAUUAAGGAGGUGUGGCGCGUGAAGCCUGAGAACCACAACGCUGGUUUGGUCUCGCACACCAUGGGCUUCCCGCUGUCGACCGAUGUGUACGGCGGUACAUUCAUGUACCACAUGGAGGACAACCUUGUGACGCUUGGUCUCGUUGUGGGCCUGGACUAUGAAAACCCGUACCUGAGCCCUUACCAAGAGUUCCAGCGUAUGAAGCACCAUCCAUUCUUUGCGAAGGUGCUGGAAGGUGGUGAAUGCCUUGCCUACGGUGCUCGUGCGCUGAACGAGGGUGGUUACCAGUCGAUUCCCAAGGUGCACUUCCCUGGUGGUGCGUUGAUUGGCUGCUCGGCUGGUUUCCUGAACGUUCCCAAGAUCAAGGGUACGCACAAUGCAAUGAAGAGUGGUAUGCUGGCUGCAGAGGCGGCUAUGGAUGCCCUGGCGAAGCGCAGCGAGGAGGACCCGUAUGCGCCUAUUGACAUUGAGGCGUACAAGACGAAGCUGGAUGAGAGCUGGGUGAUGAAGGAGCUGCACGAGGUGCGGAAUAUCCGCCCGAGUUUCCAUGGCCCGUUGGGCUUCUGGGGCGGUCUGCUGUACUCGGGUCUGGAGACGAUGAUUUUGAAGGGCCGUGUGCCCUGGACGCUGCACCACCCGAAGGAGGACCAUGCGUUUACGAAGCCUGCUUCGCUGUGCCAGCCCAUUUCGUACCCCAAGCCCGACGGCAAGCUUUCGUUUGAUAUCCUUACCUCGGUGUCUCGUACGGGCACGAAUCACGCUGAGGACCAGCCUGUGCACUUGGUUGUGAAGGACUUGGACUACAAGACGCACGUGGAACGCAAUGUGGGCACGUUCGAUGGUCCUUUGGGCCGUGUAUGCCCUGCGGCUGUGUACGAGUACGUGCCGAAGGAGGACGCGAAUGGCGAGGAGGAUGCCUGUGGCAAGAAGCUGGUGAUCAACAGCCAGAACUGCAUUCACUGCAAGACCUGCUCUAUCAAGUGUCCUGACCAGACCAUUACGUGGACGGUGCCUGAAGGCGGCGGUGGUCCCAAGUACUCGUUGACGUAA
This is a messenger RNA of Malassezia pachydermatis, 1908 nucleotides long. Its product is annotated as electron-transferring-flavoprotein dehydrogenase. Gene Ontology annotation, biological process: electron transport chain. The transcript has a single exon. Bases 1 to 1908 code for a protein of 635 amino acids. NCBI's taxonomy places the organism in Eukaryota, Fungi, Basidiomycota, Malasseziomycetes, Malasseziales, Malasseziaceae. Gene Ontology annotation, cellular component: mitochondrial inner membrane. The record is from RefSeq and is a predicted model, not a curated record. Gene Ontology annotation, molecular function: iron-sulfur cluster binding; electron-transferring-flavoprotein dehydrogenase activity.